Molecule: messenger RNA, 1528 nt
Organism: Camelina sativa (false flax)
Lineage: Eukaryota; Viridiplantae; Streptophyta; Magnoliopsida; Brassicales; Brassicaceae
Product: putative FBD-associated F-box protein At5g53635
Molecular function (GO): protein binding
Source: RefSeq, a predicted model, not a curated record
UAACAGGUCUUGAGCGAUUCCAAACUUCAAUCAACAGAUUUUAUUCCCGUCGGCGAAAUCAUAUUUAAUUGUUCUGAAAAAAGCGUUAUAGAGAAGAAAAGACAUGGUUGAGAGAGAGAAAGAAAAACAGGCUUGCUCCAAAGGGAAGGAAGAUCGAAUAAGCCAAUUACCUGAUCCUUUGAUCUGUCACAUACUCUCUCAUCUUCCCCUAAAGGAAGCUGUAAAGACUAGCGUUAUAUCCACCAGAUGGAGGAGUCUCUGGCUUUGGCUUCCUCGUUUGGAAUUGACAUGUUGGAAAUUCCCUAAUUCCAAUGCCUUUAUGAGUUUCGGUGACACGUUUCUUGAUUCCAACAGGGUUUCAUAUAUAGACAACCUCAAGGUAACUAUUGACAAAGAUGCCUCACAUCUCACGUCAUGGAUUGAUGCUGCGGUUAAGCGUAAGGUCAAACAUAUAGAUCUGAGUUGUCAUCGUCUAAAUAGCUGUCCUGAGUUACCCACAAGCACUUAUACAUGUGAGACACUGGUAUCUUUAAAACUUGAUCGGGCGGACUUGGCUAAUGCCAAAAUCGUUUUCCUACCUUGUCUGAAGACGUUACACUUAGAAAGUAUUUCGUAUCCCAACGAAGCUAUUUUUGAGAGACUUGUCUCAUCCUGCCCUGUCCUGGAGGAGUUAGUGAUGGACGUCAAAUCUGUGUUUGAUGAUAAUGCAAUACACUUUCGGGUGUUCUCUAGGUCAUUGAAGAAGCUCAAAAUAAAUAUUCGAAAAUGUAGGUAUUCUUCAAUUUCUUCUUGUUCAGGAGUUGUGAUUGAUGCUCCUCUAUUAAGAUUUUUGAGCAUCAAUGAUGACUUAUCAGAAAGCUUGGUUGUAAUAAACAAAAUGCAUCCCGACGCCAAGUUAGAUAUUUCUUCUUCCUUUGAUUUUGGUUUGAAUUUUUUUGGACCAUUCGCCAAGUUAGAUAUUUCUACUUUCUUUGAUAUUUCAAAGAGAAAUAGCAUCCGCGGGUUUCUUUCGCAGAUUUCGAAGGUUAAAGAUAUGAAAAUAUGUAGAGACACUGUCAAGCUCAUCUAUCAUUACUCGAAAUUAGAGUCGUUGCCUCAGUUUGGUUACCUGUCCUGCCUGAAUGCAACUAUCCUUUACUCCGAGUUGAAAGAGUUACUAACCUUUCUUAAUAGCUGUCCAAAUUUGAAAUCCCUCAUCUUGGUAUGCUAUGGUAGUUGUGAUGCAAUGCCCUUCGAGGAGAUUAAUCAAAUCAGUUUGUCAUAUAAGCCUGAGUGUUUGCUAUCAUCUCUCGAGUUUAUUGAUUUCGAAUUCCGAUGCGGAGGUUAUGUUCCACUAAUGAAGAUAGUAAGGUACUUCCUAGAGAAUACGGCAAUACUCAAGAAGCUCACUCUACGUUUGGCCAAUUGUCCAAUACGAGUAAAGUCUACUGUCAAGGAGGAACUCCACAGAAUGUCACGAUGCUCUAGCGAAUGUGAGAUCGUCGUCACGGAUUGGUAUUUGAUUAGAAGUUUUAAUGAUUUUCUAUAG